Gekko japonicus is the source of this 2323-nucleotide messenger RNA. RefSeq names its product SIX homeobox 2 (gene SIX2). NCBI's taxonomy places the organism in Eukaryota, Metazoa, Chordata, Lepidosauria, Squamata, Gekkonidae. Bases 1 to 870 code for a protein of 289 amino acids. Gene Ontology annotation, molecular function: RNA polymerase II cis-regulatory region sequence-specific DNA binding; DNA-binding transcription factor activity, RNA polymerase II-specific. The transcript is spliced from 2 exons. Gene Ontology annotation, biological process: regulation of transcription by RNA polymerase II. Gene Ontology annotation, cellular component: transcription regulator complex; nucleus. The record is from RefSeq and is a predicted model, not a curated record.
AUGUCCAUGCUGCCCACCUUCGGCUUCACGCAGGAGCAAGUGGCCUGCGUGUGCGAAGUGCUCCAGCAGGGGGGCAACAUCGAGCGGCUGGGACGCUUCCUGUGGUCGCUGCCGGCCUGCGAGCACCUCCACAAGAACGAGAGCGUCCUCAAGGCCAAGGCCGUGGUGGCCUUCCACCGGGGCAACUUCCGCGAGCUCUACAAGAUCCUGGAGAGCCACCAGUUCUCGGCGCACAACCACCCCAAGCUCCAGCAGCUCUGGCUCAAGGCGCACUACAUCGAGGCCGAGAAGCUGCGGGGGCGACCCCUAGGGGCCGUCGGCAAGUACCGGGUCCGCCGCAAGUUCCCCCUGCCCCGCUCCAUCUGGGACGGCGAGGAGACCAGCUACUGCUUCAAGGAGAAGAGCCGGAGCGUCCUGCGCGAAUGGUACGCCCACAACCCCUACCCGUCCCCCCGCGAGAAGAGGGAGCUGGCCGAGGCCACCGGACUCACCACCACCCAAGUCAGCAACUGGUUCAAGAACCGCCGGCAGCGCGACCGGGCGGCCGAGGCCAAGGAAAGGUACGAGGAGAACAACGAAAAUUCUAGCUCUAAUGGCCACAACCCGCUUUCCUCUUCCCUGAACGGCAACAAGGCGGUUUUGGGCAGCUCAGAAGACGAGAAAACGCCCUCCGGGACGCCGGAUCACUCUUCCUCCAGCCCGGCCUUGCUGCUCAACUCGAACCCCGGUUUACAGCCGCUCCACGGCUUGGGCCACCCUCAGGGUCCCAGCGCCAUUCCAGUACCCAGCGCUGACCCUCUGCACCACCACAGUUUGCAAGACUCCAUCCUCAACUCCAUGUCCUCCAACCUGGUCGACCUGGGCUCCUAAGACCCUCGAGGGCCCCGCCCGCGGCCCCUGAACCCAAACCUGGUCCCGGGACCGUUGAAUAAGGGACGGCAGACUGGACGCCGCGCUUGGGAUGGCGGGCCGGGCGGAAGGGACCGGGAGCUCGAGGCAGUCCGCAAGCCCCGCUGGAAUGUCUGGAGAAGAAGGUCGGGAGAAACUGGCUGCAGAGGGGUGGAAGACUCCCGGGGGGGGGGGAUUGAUACAGGAGGCAGCCCCGUCCCCAGCCCUCCAUGUAUCUCUUUCUGCCACUCAGCCCCGGAGUCGGCCAAGGUUUCCACCGGCUUGUGCAGCUAUGCCUUUAGCUACGACUUAAUCGGCAGGGACCCCUAAGGUGAAGAUUUUCGCCGCAGGCAGGGGGAUGAAUGGCAUCACUUGUUGAUUUCUGCCCGUCAAGGUGGUCUUCAGGCCACAGGUGCAGAGGCCGGUGGGAAAGCUGGGGAUCCGGUGACCGACCCUGCCUUGGGAUUCCAUUUCCCCCUGGGAACAGGUCCGUCUGAAAUCAGUGGGAUUCCUGUCCUGGCUAUAAGGGGUGGGAGUCCGAGGCUGCAGUGCACAACUUCUGUGCCCCCAAAGCAAUUCUGUUGACUCCCGUUGGAAUAAUGUGGGCUGAGGGUGACAGUCAAAGGCGCUCUGCAUUUUAGGGGGGAUCCUGAGAGUUCCGGUGUAAAGGAAAGGCCCCCCCUCCCCAACACAGCUGCGGCAGGAAAACUAAUAUAGGCCAGUGUAAGUUACAAUUGAAACGCUGCAGUAACUACCUUGUAAAGAGCAGCUCGCAUCUAGCCUCGCCCCCCCCUCCGCUCCUUUGUAGCUGAUGCUAUGCAAAAAAGAAAAGGAAAAGGAAAAAAAAAAAGCUUAUUUCGCCUGUCUGUGUGGUGCUUUGGCCAUUCUCUGGGACAAGAAUGAGGCGAUCCACAAACCGCUUAAGUCAGAGAACUUGCCUUCAACCGAUUCGGUGGCUCCAGAGUUGGACCUGAAGCCAGCACAUCCGAGUUCGGUUCUUGGACUCAGCGGGCAAAUCCCUCGCUUCUCGGCCUCAGUUAGUUCCCUCUCGUGUAAAAUGGGAACAAGGGCAAACUACCUCACAGGGCUGUUUGUGAGGAUGAAGACUGUACGGCAUUUUGCACAUUUAACGAUUGAGAUAGUCUAUAUCACUCAUUAUUAUUAUGAAUAAUAACAACAACUUCCUCCCCCUUUAAAGUCUUGGGGGCCAGCCCUGGUCCUUCGCUUAACUUAUCCAGGGUUCAGGGUCCAGCGAGCCCCGAUUCUGCCGGCGUGGAGUCCAUAAGCAUCCCCCCCCUCCAAUCAAAGAGGGACGGGAAAGGGCUUUGGAUCUGUCUGUACAGCAUAACCCAAUGCUGUUCGUGGAAACCCAAGGGCCGGUUAUGGAACACCAGCGAGCCCCCUAGACUUUUGUGUAUUGUUUAUAUUAUGUGAA